This is a messenger RNA of Protopterus annectens (West African lungfish), 1720 nucleotides long. RefSeq names its product zinc-binding protein A33-like. The transcript has 6 exons. The record is from RefSeq and is a predicted model, not a curated record. Gene Ontology annotation, molecular function: zinc ion binding; protein binding. NCBI's taxonomy places the organism in Eukaryota, Metazoa, Chordata, Ceratodontiformes, Protopteridae. Bases 118 to 1554 code for a protein of 478 amino acids.
UCCGUGAAAUUCUAGAACCAUGAAGAAACUAAUAAGGAAGUGUUUUUCACAUUGUUUCAUGCUGGAUUCCAAUAGGCUGUUUAAAGUGAAAGCAAAAAGGCACUGCAGUUAGGAAGGAUGGCAAGCAGAAAUCAAGCUGAUGAAGAUGAUUUACAGGAUUUAAUGUGCUCCAUUUGUAAGGAACUGUUUCAGGGCCCAGUGACACUGGAUUGUGGGCACAAUUUUUGUUUAUCUUGUAUUACACAUUCCUGGGACACUGAAAAUAUUGCUCGUUGUCCUGAGUGUAGAAAGGAGUUUCCAUUCAGGAAGUAUGCUGUUAAUAGAGCACUGGGUAACCUGGCAGAGAAGGCGAGGCGAGUUAGCCAGAGUUAUAAGCCAGAAACAACUAGCACUUUCUGUGAAGAGCAUCAAGAAAAACUGAAAUUAUUCUGCAAAGAAGAAAAGACACCAAUCUGUGUGGUAUGCCGUGAUUCUCUAAAACAUGCAGGGCACAGUUUCAUAACCCUACAGGAGGCUGUCAAAAUGUAUAAGGAUAAACUGAAAAUAGCCUCCUCUCCUUUGGAAUCACAACUGAAAGAGUUUAGGCAACUUCAGAACCAGCAGAAACAAAAGAUCUCUGUAAUCCAAAGGAAAACCCAGAUCUUAGAGCAGCACAUUGCAUCAGAGUUUGCCAAACUGCACCAGUUUAUCUCAAACAAGGAGAACCAACUUAUUCAGCAGCUUAAAGAGGAAGCGGCAGGAAUAGUGAGGGAGAUGGAAAUAAACAUGAAGGAAAUUCGACAGACCAUCAGCACCCUUGAGAGAAGGAUAUCUGCUGUUCAUUCAAAAGUUCAACAGGAUGAUCCCCUGCAUUUCUUAACAGAAAUCAAGGAUCAGACUGAAAAGUUCACUGAAUGGCAGAGAUGCAGUUCUGCAAACAAAGUUACAGUGAAGAGCCUAGACCUAAGUCUGCGGCCGUGCAGUUACCUUAUCCAGCACGAUAAUGGAAAGGAAAUCAAAAUCAUUAGCACGGUUCUGUCAUCUCUGAAACUAGAUCCAGAUACAGCUCACCCGGAACUUAUUGUGUCUGAAGACCAGGCCAGUGUGAGACACAGUGGCAAAAAGCAACAACUGCCUGACAACCCUGCGAGGUUUACUAAGUAUCUGUAUGUGAUGGCAUCUGAGGGAUUCACAUCAGGGAAGUACUGCUGGGAGGUGGGGGUCAGUAAUAAGACUGCUUGGUGCUUGGGUGUGGCCACAGAGUCCUGCAACAGGAAAGGAAAUAUUUACGCCCAGCCACUUAAUGGAUUCUGGACUCUGUGGUUGCAGAAUAAUGAAUACUUUGCUUGUGAAACCUCAUAUGUCGUACUAAACAUCUGUGGGAAUCCCCAGAAGAUCAGAGUCUUUCUGGAGUAUGAAGAAGGGAAGGUUUCAUUUUAUGAUGCAGAUAACCUUUUGCCAAUUUACACCUUCACAAGCACCUUCACUGAGAAACUGUACCCCAUUUUCAAUCCUUUGAGACAAACAGAUGGCAAGAAUGCAUAUCCAAUGAAAUUAUGUCAACAGAAAUUGUAAUCAAGAUUAUGAACAAUAAUUUCCAGUGCGUGACUUAGCACAACUUGGCUAUUACAGCUGUGGGUAUAUUUGUUUACAUUUGUACCCUAACCAUGUGUGUAUUUAAAAACAAUCAGACUUUCAUCAUCUAAUUAAUGUUCACGUAAAUAAAGACAGUAACAAACCA